This is a messenger RNA of Pestalotiopsis fici W106-1, 1509 nucleotides long. RefSeq lists its product as uncharacterized. Gene Ontology annotation, cellular component: nucleus. The record is from RefSeq and is a predicted model, not a curated record. The transcript is spliced from 4 exons. Lineage: Eukaryota; Fungi; Ascomycota; Sordariomycetes; Amphisphaeriales; Sporocadaceae. Gene Ontology annotation, biological process: peptidyl-lysine monomethylation. Bases 1 to 1509 code for a protein of 502 amino acids. Gene Ontology annotation, molecular function: protein binding; protein-lysine N-methyltransferase activity.
AUGGCAGACUCAUUUGCUUCCAGGACAGAGUCGUUCCUCAAUUGGUUCAAGGGACUCCCAGGAACGACUUUCCACUCGGAUAUUCAGAUUCAAGAUUUGCGCCAAAGCAACCGCGGCAGAGGAAUCAUUGCUACGGCAGAUAUUCCAGAAGAAACGGUUCUCUUUACUAUUCCCAGAGAUGCCAUCAUCAAUACUCUGACUUCAGAUCUGCCCAAGAGAGUUCCUCAGAUCUUUGAGGAUUCCACAGCCGGUUUGGAGGAUACCGACAAUGAGGCCGACGAGGACGGCGACGCUACAGGACCGCCUGACUCUUGGGUGUCGCUGAUCCUUGUCAUGGUCUAUGAGUACCUGCAAGGCGAACAGUCAAAAUGGAAGCCAUACUUUGACGUACUGCCCGAGGAGUUCGAAACUCUCAUGUUUUGGACCGACAAGGAGCUCGAGGAACUUCAAGCAAGCGCCAUUGCCUCCAAGAUUGGCAAGGAUGAAGCAGAAAACAUGUUCCGCGUCAAGGUGUUGCCUGCAGUUCAAGAGCACGCCGAUGUAUUCUAUCCUCAGGGCGCUCAAAGGUUGAGCGAAGACGAGCUCAUCGCAUUGGCACACCGAAUGGGCAGCACAAUCAUGGCGUAUGCUUUUGACCUUGAGAAUGAUGAAGACGAGCCGGAACCCGAGGAUGAGGACGAAUGGAUGGAAGACAAGGAGGGGCAGCUAAUGAUGGGCAUGGUACCCAUGGCCGACAUACUCAACGCUGAUGCCGAAUUCAACGCACAUGUGAAUCACGAGGAAGGAAGCCUCACAGUGACGUCUUUACGGCCCAUAGCAGCUGGAGAAGAGAUCUACAACUACUACGGCCCGCUGUCCAAUGGAGAUCUGCUCAGACGUUACGGCUAUGUGACCGAGAAGCACAUGCGGCACGACGUUGUAGAACUACCUUGGGAUAUGGUGCUCUCUGCAUUGAAAGAGCAGUUGAGAUUGGAUGAGAAGGUCUGGGGCAAGGCGAUUAAUGACUUGGAAGACGAGGAAAUUGAAGACGUCUUCGUACUAGACAGGGACAUGGAAGGUCCAGAUUCGCAGGGUCGGCUCCAUGGCGAGAAGGAUUUUAGACACCUGCCUGAAGAUCUUCAGGAACAGAUCGCAACACUGCUGAAGGCUGUGAGAAAGACAACGCCUGAAGCCAUCCCAGACAAGCGCAAGCGCGAUGAGAUUUCAAUCACGGCCAUACAUCGCGCAUUGCAGCUGCGUCUCGCGCAAUACCCCACAAACGAAUCUCAGGACAUUGCCAUUGCCCAGGAGGCAGAUAAUUGGACCAGUACAGCACUAGCUUCAGGUGCCAAUGUCUCUUCAGAGGCCAUCAAGUCGGCACAUCGGAAAAAAAUGGCCACGGUUGUGCGUGUUGGCGAGAAGAAUAUUCUCCAAGAAGCCAUUCAACUCGCCGAGAGAAGGUUGGCAGAGCUGAACGAAUCAGAUAAGUCGGCUGAGCCAUCGGCAAAACGAAAGAAGACGUCGCGAUAG